GUGCCUUCAAAAAGGCAAUUAAAUGAUUAUCAAAAUGUUAAGGUCCACUUUUUCUUAAGUGUCCAGAGAAAGAAGUUAAGCAUAAUAACAUUAUUUACAAGGAUGUUUGUAGCUUCAUACAGUGAUUCUACACCUAAAUGUCUUAGUUUUGUAGUUUACUGUUCUCUUUUCCACCGUAGUUAAAUAUUACGUUGUAUAUUCAAUUACUCAUUGAAAUGGUAUCAUAGUAACAAGGGGUGAUAGUAUUUCAAACUUGUGAAUGUUAAAUGAAUCUUAUACAUUCAAAAACUCUCAUACCAACACAAGAAUAUGAAGCUAAGGUUCAGAGCGUAGCUUGGUCUCCAAAUAACAAGAAAAUAGCCGUAUGCACCGGUGACCGAAUGGUAAUUAUUUUUGAUGAGAAUGGAGAGCGUCGUACUCGUUUUUCUACAAAGACUUCUGAUUCAAAAAAUGAUGGGAAUUUAUUUCAAGUAAGAGGCAUGGCGUUUUCUCAUGAUUCUAUCAAACUUGCUGUUGCACAUUCAGACAACAUAAUAUUUGUGUACAAGUUAGGAGAGUCAUGGGAUGAGAAAGUAGUAAUUUGCAAUAAAUUCCCACAAAAGUGUCCGGUAACAUGUAUUGCUUGGCCAUUACAUCAACCUAUUAUUUGUGGCCUUGCUGAUGGCAAGGUUAGGGCUGCAAACACACGUACAAAUAAAUCAUCCACUAUAUAUAAUGCUGACUCAUAUGUUGUUUCAAUUUCAGCGAAUAUUACGGGCAAAGGAUUUAUUUCUGGGCAUGCAGACGGGAAAAUAAUUCGAUAUUUUUUUGAUGAUGAUGGUUCAGGUGACGCUCAAGGGAAACUUACGACUCACCCUACAGCCCCGUAUGCUUUAACGUGGGCUGGUUCCACAAUCCUAGCUGCUGGUUGUGAUAAACGUAUCUAUGUCUAUAACAGAGAGGGGAAGCUUGUACAGCAACUCGAUUACAGCAAAGAUGACAGUGAAAAAGAAUUUACUGUCGCGUCAUGCAACCCUAGUGGACACGUCGUUGCAUUCGGAAGCUUUAAUCGCAUCCGUGUGCUUUCAUGGAGCCCUCGUAAAGGUGGAUGGGAGGAAUGUAAGCUGAAAGAAAUAAAAAAUCUGUACACUAUAACGGCUAUUGGCUGGAAGCAAGACGGUUCAAAAUUAGUUGUUGGGACUUAUUGUGGUGGGGUUGACCUAUUUGACUGUUGUGUGAAGAAGAAACUAUACAGGAACAUUUUUGAACUAAAUUAUGUUGGACCAAGUCAAGUCAUCGUAAAAAACUUAAAAUCCGGAGACACAAUUGUUCUUCAGUCGAAAUUCGGUUAUGAAAUUGACGAUGUGAAAGUAAUGGGUAAAAAUCGAUACUUGGUCACACAUACAUCGCAUACCCUAAUACUUGGUGAUCUUCGUGAGAAUCAGUUGAGUGAAGUUCAGUGGAGUAGAAAGAACCCUAAAGAGCGCUUCUAUUUUGGUUAUAAUAAAUUUUGCAUAAUAUUUGGUUCUGGUGAAUUGUAUGUGAUUGAAUAUGGAGUUAAUGAAAUAUUAGGCUCAGUUAGAACUGAAUUUACCACUCCAUUUCUAAUAAGUGUUAGAAUAAACGAACGAAAGUCCAGCAAUAAUCGUACAUGUAAAAAAAUUGCCUAUAUGUUAGAUCUGAAAACAGUAGCCAUUUUUGAUUUUGUAACAGGGUCAAAUGUUGCACACGUUUCUCAUGAUAGAAAAAUUGAUUGGAUUGAAUUAAAUGAAACUGGACAAAAGCUACUUUUUCGAGACAAGAAGCUUCAACUUAUCUUAUUUGAUAUAGAAACAGGUGUCAAAUCCAUGCUACUUAACUUUUGCUAUUAUGUACAAUGGGUUCCUCAGAGUGAUGUCAUAAUUGCUCAGUCCAAAGAUAGCCUGUGCAUUUGGUACAACACUGAGUCGACUGACAGGAUGACAUCAAUCCCGUUGAGAGGUGGAGACAUCACAGAUGUCGUUCGUCAGAAUGGAAGGACAGAGGUUUUAAUAAACGAGGGUGUGAAAACUGUUGCUUAUGCUCUGGAUGACAGUCUUAUUGAAUUUGGUACUGCGAUGGAUGAUGGAGACCUUGAAAGAGCGGUUUCAUUUCUGGAAAGCUUAGAAGUAACACCCGAAACAAAAUCUAUGUGGACUAAACUGGGAUUUGCCUCUUUAAAGGCUGGAAAUUUAAUAGUUUCAGAACAGUCCUUUGCUUCUUUAGGUUGUGUGAGCAAGUCACGAUAUUUGCGGCAAACUCGAAACCUAUUAAUGGAAAACAAAUUAUCCAAGUCCAAUGCCCAGGCAUGCAUUGCUAUCCUUGAGAAAGACUUUCGAGCAGCUGAGAACAUAUUUCUGUCACAAAAUUCUAUUGAGGAUGUCGUAAAAUUGUACAAGGAUCUACUUAAAUGGGAUGAUGCUAUUGAGAUAUCUGAAGCUAAAGAUUGGUCUGGUUUGGACAGGCUCAAAAAAGAUUAUCACAAUUGGUUAACGGAAACUGGACAAGAGGAGAAAGCUGGUGAUUUACGUCAAAAAGAUGGUGAUUUUAAUGGUGCAAUAACACUGUAUCUUCGUGCUGGUGUACCUGGUAAGGCCGCACGUUUAGCAUUAUUUGAACCGGAAAUUUCAUCAGAUAGAUUACUGAUGGAAAGAAUCAUUAUGUCAUUAACUCAAUGCGAACUAUAUGAAAAAGCUGGUGAACUAUAUCAAAGUUUAGGUCAAUCAGAGGAUGCUAUGCGUUGUUAUCGUCAAGGCAAUUGUUAUCAAAAAGCAAUUGAAUUAGCUAGAAUAUCUUUUCCAUCAAAUAUAUUACAAUUAGAAGAAGAAUGGGGUGACUAUUUAGUGACAAAACAACAAAUGGAUAAUGCAAUUAAUCAUUUCAUUGAAGCUGGUGCCUACAUUAAAGCUACUGAUGCAGCUAUUAAUUCAUGUCAAUGGACAAAAGCUUCUCAUAUAUUAAAUUCAAUUGAAAAUAAAAAAUCCACUGAACAAUUAUCACCAUAUUUUCUUAAACUUGCUCAACAUUAUAUUGUAUGCCGGGAAUAUAAUGCAGCAGAAAAUGCAUUUCUUAAAGCAAAUCAAUCCAAAUUAGCUAUUAAUAUGUAUAUUACAAUAGGAAUGUGGGAAAAAGCACAUCAACUUGCUUCUUCAAUUAUGGAUCAUACAGAAUUAACUAAUAUGUAUUUAUCACAUGCUGAAGAAUUUGAAAAAAUUGGUAAUUACAAAGAAGCUGAACGUUUAUACUUAACUAUUAAAGAAACUGAUCGAGCAAUAACCAUGUAUAAAAAUACACAUCAAUAUAGAGAGAUGUUACGUUUAGUUAAACAAUUUAAUGCUGAUUUAUUAGAUCAAACUUAUUUACAUUUAGCUGAACAAUUUCAAAGUGAAGGUAAUCUUAAACAAGCAGAACAGUACUAUUUAGAGGCUAAAGAUUGGAAAUCAGCUGUAAGUAUGUAUCGUACGAUUGAUCGAUGGGAAGAUGCUUAUCGUGUUGCAUCAAGUUGUACAGAACAACCGGAAUUACGUAAACAAGUAGCAUAUUUGUGGGCAAAACAUUUAGGUGGUGAAUCAGCAGUACGUUUGUUAACUCGUUUACGUUUAAUAGAAAAUGCUAUUGAUUAUGCAACAGAACAUUGUGCAUUUGAUUUUGCGUUUGAAUUAGCUCAAUCCGGUUCUUGCACUGAACGUUUACCUGAAGUUCAUAAUAAAUAUGCAAUGUUCUUGGAAGAUGAGGGAAAAUUUACUGAAGCGGAAGAACAGUUUAUCAAGGCAGGCAAACCUAGAGAAGCAGUACUUAUGUAUGUUCACAAUCAAGACUGGGAUUCAGCUGCACGUGUUGCUAGUGAACAUGAUCCAGAUAGUAUAAAUGAUGUGUUGCUUGGACAAGCUAGAUUAGCAUUUGGAGAAAAAGAAUUUGCUCAAGCUGAAGCACUUCUCUUAAGAGCUCAACGUCCUGACAUGGCAGUACGCGUAUAUCGUGAGGCGGGUAUGUGGGAAGAAGCGAUACGGGUAGCUGAAACUUAUUUGCCUAAUCGAGCUGAAGAGCUAAAGGAAGAACUACGCGAAGAAAGAAUGCAUGCAAUCACGGGUGGACAAAGAUUAUCCAAUCGUAAACAAUCUACUGAUCAUCAAAAGACAUCCAUUUCAACAAUGAAUGAAUUAACAAAUUCAAUUACAAAUAAUUACUUUUUACAAGCAAAAAAUUAUGAAUCCAAUGGUGAAUAUUUACGUGCAGUUGAAUCUUAUUUAAAAAUUACACCUAAUACAAAUGAUUCAAUUACACCAGAAUUAUGUGAACAUGCAUGGUUACAUGCUACUAAUUUAGCAGUGAAAUUUUUACCAACUGAAAGUUCAGUUAAAGUUACUGAAUUAGUAGCUUCACGUUUAGCAUCCAUUGAACGUCAUACUUUAGCUGGUGAAUUACUUUUAAGUAUUGAUAAAAUACAUAAAGCUAUUGAUGCAUUUAUUGCUGGAGAGAAUUGGUCAAAAGCUAAAUGUGUAGCACGUGAAUUAGAGCCACGUUUAGAAGCAUAUGUUGAAGCAAAAUAUAAAGAAGCAUUAAAAAUAAGGGGACAAGCAGAUACAUUAGCUAGUGUUGAUAUAAAUUCAGCUUUGGAUAUGUAUGCAGAACAAGGUAAAUGGGAAAAGUGUUUAUCUACAGUGGAACAAUUAUUACAUGAAGCUAAACAAAGCGCUAAUGGUCAUGGUAUUAAGAAUAAGGAUAAUAAUAAUAAUAAUCCAAGUAAUGGAAAUAUCACCAGUACGUUGUCAUCAUCAUCAUCAUCAAACGUUUUAAAAGAAUAUCAACGUUUACAUAAAUAUGUUGCUGCUUAUGCUGCUAAUUUAAUCAAAGAUUCACGUGUUUACGAUGCUAUGUUAUUAUAUAAAAAAUAUGGUACACCAGCAUAUAAACAAAAUUUCAAUAUUUAUAAACGUAUAUUUCAAGGCAUAACAAGUCAACGUGGUCUAUACGGAUCAGAUGCUUAUCCAACAUGGUCAACAUUACGUGAUAUCUUAUUUGAUUUAAACCAAAAUCUUAAACAAACCAAAUCUGAUAUACAAUCAGAAAUUAUAAAAUUAUUUGAACGUAUGCUUUUAGUGACGCAUUAUUAUGCUAUCCGUUCAGCCUUAUUAUCAACACAACAAGAUGUUAAAGAGAUCGUUACACAAAUUAGUGUAUCACUUCUUCGACAUUCCGAUAUAUUACCAGCUGAUAAAGUAUUCUACGAAGCUGGUAUUGAUUGUCGUCAAGUUGGAUGGAAUAAUAUGGCUUUUGUAUUUUUAAAUCGUUAUUUAGAUCUAGUUGAAGCUAUUGAAGAUCCGGAAAAUUCAUCUAAUUCUAUAGACAGUUCAGACUUCCAAAUGAUACUGAUGCUAAUGAAAUGUAUAUCCUACUUGACUUUAUAUGUGUUCUGUCACCCUAACACAUCCAGAGUAAAGGUAUAUUAAAAGCCGCAUACAAAAAUGAUGAGAGUUGUGAACCGUAAAAGACGAAAAAGGUCUACUCAAUUUAAUUGAAAUGUAACUCAACGUUUCCAGGCAUCAAAGACACAAACAGAUGUACAGACACGUAAGUACUAUCAUAUAUACAUACUCAAAGUUUCAUAUACAGAUGAUAGAAUGACUUGGAAGAUUGGGAUACUUUAUCUAUCCAAAACAACAGGACAAACCGCAUAGGUCUGUAACCAAAUAGAACCUGAUACACUUAAUGCUUAAUGCUCUUUAUCAACCGAUUAUAUGUUUACAGUAUCUUAAUAAAUUUUAUUUCUCUAUUUCAUUCUCCAUUGUAUAUAUUCAUUUAGGGUACUGAUAUACCUAUAGAAGUACCUAUUCCAGAAAAUCUUUAUACAACUAAGAAAGAACAUGAAUCAAUACGUGAAUGGAUAUUAACUAUAUCAAUGGAUCAUAAACUUGAUCAAACAUUACCAAAAGAUGAAAGAGGUGUUUAUAUAGCUUCAUUAAAUUCAUCUAAUACUGGUUUAUUAUCAUUACCAUGUAUUAUUACAGGUUAUCCUAUACUUAGAAAUGGUAUUCUAUUUGAACCAUCUAAAAAAGGUGCUAUUCAAAUAAAUUGGAAUAAAUUUUUAUAUAUAACAAAAAUGACUAAAUCAAUUGAAUGUUUAAAUGUAAAAGAAUUUAUUGAACAAUGGUGUGGUAUUCCUUCAUCUAAUGAAAUAUAAUAUUAUAUCUAUAUAUGUAUCAGAUCUUUUAACCCCUUUCAAAUAUUACACCCCUUUAAAUGUGUUCUUUUUUUUGGAGGGGGGGGGUCAAAUUGAAACUUAUACCCUUUGUGUACAUUCAAAAUAGAUUUUAUUCAACGAAAAAUUUCGAUUUUGUAUUUGUUUUUCUUUAUAUAGCUAAAUAAAAUAUCACUAGACCAAUUGAUAAAUAUUGAACCCAUGCAAAUUUGAUGGUAUACCAAAAUCCUGGAUUAGUACUAUAAAACAAUGUUAAUAAUCAUAUGUUAUACAAGGAAUUACAAAAUGUAUUAACUAGAAAUGAUGUAUUAUGGCAAAGUUGGAGAAAUUUAAGUGAUUAAUGUUUUGAAACUGAUCACCAGCAAAUCAUCUUUACUGCUACUCAUCAGCUGAAAGUCCCUCUGUGAUGUUAGAAAAUUUAUACUUUUUAAAAUAUUACUUAUAUGUUCAUUCGAUUUCCAUUUGUCGAUGAUUGCAAUCAGAUAUUUCUAAUCCCAUUGACUUUGAUCGAAUCACUUAAAAACUGAUUCUACCGUGUAGAAGUAUAACCUUUUAUCAUUUCGGUCAGUUAGUUUUUAAUUGUAUACUGUAAAUCUAAGCCAUUGAAAUGAUAUGUUUUUCUGUUACCGUUCAGUCAAUCAAGUAAAAAUCAUAAUCAAAACUUUUCAUCAGAUAUC
Messenger RNA from Schistosoma rodhaini, 6873 nucleotides. The record is from the annotation of a GenBank genome assembly. Lineage: Eukaryota; Metazoa; Platyhelminthes; Trematoda; Strigeidida; Schistosomatidae.